This is a messenger RNA of Durusdinium trenchii, 684 nucleotides long. Lineage: Eukaryota; Dinophyceae; Suessiales; Symbiodiniaceae. The record is from the annotation of a GenBank genome assembly.
AUGUGGCGCCAGAAGCCCAUCAUAGUUGGCAUAUUGCUUUGGACACCGCAAGCGCUCCGGGUGGACGGCGCAGGCUUCGCCGAUGCCACCCUCAAACCAGUGGCUUGGCAUCGCGCAGCCUUCCAAUCGCUGGCAAGUCAUGCUGCCGGAAUAGCUGCUUUGAUGCAGGUUGGCUUCGCGGGAUUUCAGUACCUCGUGGUGGCCAAAAUUUUGAUGCUCGGCUUGGUCCAACAUGAUGGCAGGAUGACGGAGGGGAUGACGGAUCCGUGUAGCCCGUUCUCUUUGGCCAACGUCCUGCUCUACAUCACCCUUGCUUUAUCAAUUGCAGCCGUCAUGGCCAGCUGCAUGUUUCUUUGCAUUGACUACAUGCGACGCUUGGCCAUUGACACCGCCCGGCAGAAGCGCAUCCGAGUUAUGGUCGAAGCCCAGAAGCUUGAGCAAACAGGUCUUGGCCAACUCAUCAUCAUCCUGGCGGGGCUGAUGCUCCUGCUCUAUGUGCUGGAAAUCGCCAAGGCAGCCUGUAGAGAUGAGAAAGACGAUCUAUUCUGGUACGUGUGGGUGCUUCUACGCAGCGCGGGUGGCUGCAUUUCAGUGGCGCUCUUCUAUGGGAACUUGCGGGGGCUUCAUGAAUCACCCAAAAUGCACAUCCAUUUUGCGUCCUUCAGCGCCAAGGAGGCCCGCUGA